UCCUGAGAUUGGGAGCAACUUGGGGUUCAAUGUCUUGCCCAAGGACACUUCAGCAUGUGGAGACCCGCUCUACCACCCGAGCCAUAGCUGCCCAAUGGAUGGAUGUUUUCUUGUUCUGUUUUCAUUUUAUUUCAUUUUCAUUUCUACCUUUUUUCCAAAGGAGAUGGGAAACUCAUAUGCAGGGCAGCUGCGCACCACCCGUUUCGAAGAGGUUCUGCACUAUUCCAUCGAGGCAUCUCUGCGUUCCAACACUGUAGUGCCCAGACCAGUGUUCUCUCAGCUGUAUCUAGAACCAGAGCAGAGGUCCCUCUCUCGAGAAGGUAAUGUGGAUGAAGACGAUGAUGAUGAGAAUGGCUCAGAGUCUAACAGUCCUCCCAUUCCAUAUCAGAUGAAGCCUGCUCCAGAUGGCUCUUGCACCACUGACGGAUUCUGUCAGGCGGGUAAAGACCUACGACUGACCUCGAUGUCCACUGAAAAUCUGGACGUGCCACCGGGAUUUCUGCUGGUCGGGGCCAAAUCUCCCAGUAUACCUGGCCACAUACUGGUGUGUGCAGUGGAUCGACGAUUUCUCCCAGAUGAACGUGGACGUAAUGCACUUUUAGGCUUCUCUGGGAACUGUAUGGGCUGUGGUGAGAAAGGAUUCCGCUACUUCACUGAAUUCUCCAACCACAUCAACCUGAAGCUCACCACGCAGCCCAAAAAGCAGAAGCACUUAAAAUACUAUCUGCUCCGCAAUGCACAGGGUGCGCUGGUCAAGGGCCCAUCCAUCUCCUGGAAGGGAAUAGACAGUCGUGUAAGACAGACCUCCUCAAAUGUGUCUGGUGGUCCAGAGGAGCAGCCAUCUGGUCCUGUAGCGAGCAACCCACUGCCUAAUUCAGGACAUGUGGGUGUAAGCACAGCCAACUACACAGAUCUGAACACACAUCUCCAUGCACCUGAAACGUCCCCAGCAAUGACCAAUGGCAGCCACAUUCCAGCAUCCCAGCAGUCUGUGUCCCAGCCAGCCCUGGUGGCCAAUGGUCCAGGAAGAUCCACAGGAUCUAUGGCAAACACAGGACCACCCAAAAAGAGACACAAGGGCUGGUCCCCAGAAUCUACAGGACACACUGAAUCAAGCAGUAGACCUGUGGCCUCCAACACAGUCAGUGGCACAAAAUCAGGUACAAAUAAAAUUGGGACUUCAGUGUCUCAAGGGUCUUCACCCUCCAUGCCUCCAGAGGAGUCUGUUGCAGUGCCUAAUAAUCUGUUCCAAACAUGUGGUUUGCAGCCAGUUAUCUUCAAAGGGCAUGGGGAUCUGCCACAUCUAUGUGGGAACACAACUGAGGUGUUGGUCAACGGGUGGUUGCAGGCAUGCUACCGAAGCUCUCAGAACCUCCCACGUGUUUAUGAGCAGUAUGGAGCCUCCUCCAUCCAGCCGCUCUCCACUGAGAUGCAGGUCCUGUUGACUGUCUACUAUCUGGUACAGCUGGGCCCAGACCAGAUACCCCUGAUGGAAGACCUGGAGCAAAUCCUCAUGCGCUCUUGGCGUGAGUCACACCUGACGGAAAUCCGUCAGUACCAGCAAAGUCAUUCCCAGUUUCCUGCUCCACUGCCUGGCCUGGCACAGCCCCUAACCCCCUCUCAGCUCCCUUGGCUGGCCAAGCUGGCCACCAGCUCCUGUGGUGACACCGUUCUAGUGUUGGACACUUCACCCUCAUUGUCCGAGGCACUGGUAGACACCUUCCGGAGGCUUAUGGAGGGCAAGCUUAGUCACACACAUUUUUUGGUGAUCAUUUGCAUGGGCAGGAGCCAAGGGACUGAGUCCUGCGUAGUGGUUACAGGGAAGCACCAGGCACGAGCACUUGCAGAGAGUAUGCUCUCCUCAAGUGAAUGUGGGAGAGAAAUCAGUCAGGAGCUUUCCUCCGGGAUCACUGCUGAAUUAGAUGCCUACGUUAGCUCCCUAGGUCCAGGUAAGGCCACUUUGAUCAUUUACUGCAGAUUAGGGGUCAGUUUCCUGCGCUCUCAUCUUAACCUAAAUCAAGAUGGAAAUGUGGAGAGUUUCCUGGAGAAAGUCAAUACAGAGACCUAUAGCGUUUCAGCUCAGGCACAUGGAAAGGAAAGCUCUGCAGAAGCCAUAUGUACAGGUGAAUAUCAUGUGAUCAGGUUGCCUUUUAUUAUACUGUACCUUAGUUGGAACAAAUUUAUCGUCCAAUCUCCUUUCACAGAAUAUCGGGUAGAGUGGCAUGAGAUUCGGCCCAUUCAGCUCGCAGUGGCACGGAAGCUGUUGUCCCACGUGUGUGCAAUUGCUGACUCCAGCACACACAACCUGGACCUUGGCUCUUUUGACAAGGUGGAGUUCUUAAUCUGUGUGCCUCCUUCUGAGGUGACCUUCCAGCAAGUGGUCCUGCACUUGUGGAACUCAGGGGUCCUUCAAGAAUUAGGCAUGGACCAGAACUGUUUGUCCCCAAAGGAUGCUGAGCAGUAUGUGGUAAAAUUAGAUCAGACUGCUGCAGCUAAGAUCAGCGGUCUCAUUCAGAAAUCAAAGUUGAACCCAUAUACCCUCUUCAUACUGGUGCAUGACCAUGCACACUGGGAUGUUAGUAGUGAACAGUGUGGGAGGGUGGGUGGCUUGUCCAGCUCAGGACUGGUGGACAGUCUGCUGAACUGCAAGCAAAUUCAAGAGGCACCCAAUGUCCUGAUUCUCCAUGUGACCUCAUUCCCCUUUGCCCUGCAGACUCAAUACACACGCAUCAGCCCCUACAAUGAAAUCCACUGGCCAUCAACAUUCAGCAGUGAUGUGGAUCUGUAUCAUGAGAAAACAAAAUACUUUGGUGUGUCUGAGCUGCUGGAAUCCACGCGAUCAGGGAGCGGCCUUCCUUUGCUGCGCUUUGACAGUUCAUUUGAGAGCAUGGUCACUGCCCUGGAAGAGAGGUUUCCAAAAUUGCACAGCUCCGUCAUCCGCACCCAGGUGCUUCUCCAGCACUAUUCCGUGGCUCUAUUAGCUGCAGCCAGAGGUCAGGUCCAGCUACAGAAACACACCUCUGUAGAAACCCUGGAGAUAGUGCAGUGUCUGCUGGGCUCGACGCGAUGCUGCCCCAGCCACCAUGGGUACAUGCUCCUGCUGCGUAUACCUUUCCCAUGUCUGGCAGCACUGGCACAUCAGCGUCUCUGUCACAUACGUGACCGCCUGGGCCUCCACAAACACUUUGAAAUUGUGUUGGGAGACCCUAAAUCUGGGAUAAUUGUGGGCAAGCACUUCCUGAGCCAGCUGAGGGUAUGGCUGAAAAUCCAGGACCCAGACUGGACGCCUCGCACAUACCUAGAUUUAGAGGCUUUGCCCUGCAUCCUCAUCUUUACUGGUAUGGAUCCAAUGGGGGAGUCAUUGCCAAGGUCUCUGAAGUACUGUGAUGAGCGUGUCGUAAGCUGCUGCGCUCUGCAACGCACAGCUCUGGAGCAGGAACUUGGUCUGGCUGCGUACUUGGUGCAUGUGGAGGAGCAGAGGCAGCAUGUGCCGCGUGUUUCCAGUGACCUAUCUGAGAGCGAUCCUGAUAAACUCAGUAGCACUGACAAUGAGGAAGAAGAGUCUGUAGUGGAUGUGAGUACUGCUCUCCCUGGCCAGGAUCACUCCCAGCAAACCCAGGAUGAAUUUUCCCCUAACAAACCAAGCCGAUCCUCAAAAUCCACCUCCCCUGACUCCUUGUCAUCUUCGCAGACCUCUCCACAGCGCUACUGCUGCUCCUGGGCACGUAACAUAAACAGGCCGCCUGUGGUCCUCCUCCCCAAGGCUUUGUAUGAUCUGAUCACCAGGGUGGAUGCCAGUGGCUUGCCCAAGCCCAUGUCCUUCCUCCCUCACCCAUGUGUAGAGUGGGCCAGCUCUUUCAGGCCCCUCCUCAGCAAGAUGAUGACAUGUACAGAGCAGUCUCUGUACUACAGGCAGUGGACUGUACCCAAACCUCAGCACAUGGACAGCAGCAAUUGGACCGAGGGACGCACUGACAACUUUCACCCUCGCAGGCUGCUCCUCAGUGGGCCACCUCAAGUUGGAAAGACUGGUGCAUAUCUGCAGUUCCUGGGCAUUCUCUCUCGAAUGCUAAUCAGGCUCAUGGAGGUAGAUGUCUUUGAUGAAGAGGACAUCAAUUGCAAUUGCCAGUGUGAGUUGCUGAAGUAUCAUCAGGCCAUUGCAUCAUGGCCCAACGCUGACACUUUGAGAGGAAUGCCUUUUGACUUUACCAUCCAUGACCCCAAAUACGAGGACAUCAGUAUCAUCUACUCCCCUGACUUUACUCCAAAUGUGGAACGAAACCCCCGACGUCAGGAAGAUGUGUACCUUCGUCGUCGUACAGCCCGGAUAAAACUCUCCAAAUAUGCAGCAUAUAAUACUUACCAUCACUGCGAGCAGUGCCAUCAGUACAUGGGAUUCAACCCUCGAUACCAGCUGUGUGAGUCUACCCUGCAUGCCUUCACCUUCUCUCAUCUGCUACUUGGGGAGGAGAUACAGCUCUAUUUUAUUAUCCCCAAAUCCAAAGAGCAUCACUUCUUCUUCAGCCAACCAGGAGGCCAGCUUGAGAGCAUGAGACUGCCCCUUAGCUCUGAUUGGAAUCCUGAUUGUAUAAAGAGUCCAAUAUUUACACCCACAACGGGUCGCCAUGAGCAUGGCUUGUUUAAUCUAUAUCAUGCCAUGGAUGGAGCCUCCCACCUGCACAUCUUGGUCAUCAAAGAAUAUGAGAUGGCUGUCUAUAAGAAAUACUGGCCCAAUCACAUCAUGUUGGUCCUGCCCACCAUCUUCAACGGAGCUGGAAUAGGAGCGGCACAUUUCCUAAUUAAAGAGUUGUCCUUUCAUAAUCUGGAGCUGGAACGCAGUCGGAGAGUGGAGCAUGGCAGUCGUCCUCAGGAUGUCUGGCCCUUUAUCAUCCUGGCAGAUGACUCCUGUGUCAUGUGGAACAGUGUUGACAUUGACUUCAAGAGUACUGCUGGACCAGAGAGGAAUGUGUCACUGAAGCAGGUGCUGCAGCACAUGGAAUCAUCCCCAGAUAUCACUCAGUACGGCCUGUGUGGUCUGAGGAAGUGGUCAAGCCGUGGAGCUGGCCCUGGACAAAGGAGAGAGCCCUUCUCACGAGGACACCUACAUGAUUUCCUGCUCCUCAACGUGGACCUCACUCAGGAUGUGCAGUACAAUCAAAACCGAUUUACGUGUGACGACGUAGACUUCAACCUUCGUGUUCACAGUGCUGGCCUUCUAAUUUGCCGCUUUAACAACUUUAGUGUGAUGAAGAAGCAGAUUGCCAUCGGGGGAUAUCGUACAUUCAUCAUCAAGACCAAGAUGACUGAUGUACCAACCACAGCUCAGCCUUCUCAGUAUAUCUGUGCCCCAGAUAGCAAGCACCUGUUCCUGGCUACUCCAGGUCAGCUUCUGCUGGAGAAAUACCUCCAACACACAAGUCAGCGGCUUUUCCCCCUGAGCACUGGCAAUUAUAGCCAUCCGGUUCUUUCUGUCGACUGCUACCUCAACCUGGGCCCUGAGGUAACAGUGUGUUUUGUCAGCUCAAGACCACACUCCGUCAACAUCAGCACAGCAGGUUUGCUCUUCAGUGGCCUCCUGCUCUACUUUUGUGACUCUUUCGUCACACCGGGCUUCCUCAAGAAGUUCCAGUUUCUGAAAGGGGCGACUCUGUGCGUAAUCUGCCCAAACCGCAGUGCUCUCCGUCAGACAGUGGUGCGGCUUGAGCUGGAGGACGAGUGGCGGUUCAGGCUGAGCGAUGAGUUUCAAACGGCCAAUGCCAAAGAGGAUCAGCCACUCUUCUUUCUCACAGGGACACACAUCUGACUCAGCAACUCUGGCCUCAUGUUUAUGUACAUAGACGUGUGUAUAUAAUGAUUUAGAUGUACUGUACUCUUGCACUGGUGUGAUUGUUUUGUUUGUGUUGUUUUUCUCUUCUCUAUGUUCUCUUGCAUAAAAAAGCCCAACGAAGUGUGAUUUUUAACAGUCUUCAGUUACAUAUGUAUAUGAAAAAUUAUAUUUAUUAACAUAACUGUUAUAUGACCACAAUAUCUGCCUUAAUUUUUAUGAUGCAUUUUUUUUUUAAUUCUCAUAAUUCAUGCACGGACAAUUGUACAACCCAUUGAAUGAUUUUGCAAAGGAUAUUUAGUAGAGAAAGAAUAUUUUUGUAUAUAUUUAUUUAGUCUGUUCUCUGCUAUUGUUUUUAUUAUUUGUUUGUUUCAUUAUUUGUGGGGCGAUUGUGUCAUUGUACAGGUUAGGUAAAGUUACAUUGCUUUAUCUUGGUUAAUUUUGUGAUAUUUGUAUAGUUCUGUGCUAUUUGUUCAGUUGAUGGACUUUUUUUUAUUAUUUGUUCAGUUCUGGCAAGUUAACAGUAGAGGGCACUAUAAUGGUAUCAAUUUCUAGCUUCUCAAAAUAUCAUUUUGUAUGAAGAAAUGACAAUUAAAAAUGUCUGUAACAAUAACAAUGUCAAACCCAUCCACAAAAGAACAGAAAUUGUAGUUUCUCACUUUGUUCUUGAUUAAUAUAUUAAUGACAUCAUAAAUCACAGAGCACCUGCAAAAUCUCUCAAAUACUACAUUUAGGAGCAUUUGUUCUGCACAUGUGCCUACUUACUCAUAAAAGUGUAGUUUUACUCAGUGAAAUGAUAUAGCACAUUCAACAAGAAGUGAAUGAUCUCAUAACUUCAUUCGCUGACAUGUUGUCUUAAGGGUCAAAAAUGACCCGCCACUAAAUUUAAAACUUGAAAUUUAUAUUUCAACUUGAAAUUUUCAACUUUUCCUAGAGUGACCCCAACAUUAGAGAAAGUGAAACAUUGCCUUUGUUCAUAUUUCCAUGAACGCUGAACACCACCAGGGUACAAAGAUUGUCUUAGGGUCAUUUUUACCUGGCAGGUAUAAACACACCACAAAAAUCAUGGUGCUGAUCGAACUCAGGCAAAACUCUUGUGCAUGUGCAGCAUCUCCCCUCCACAUGACUCAAGUUGACAGACAAAAUAAAACCAAUUUCAGACAAAAUAAAAUUUCUUGAAAGCAUUGUUUACUAAUGGGGAAUGCAG
Messenger RNA from Ictalurus furcatus (blue catfish), 7031 nucleotides. RefSeq names its product growth regulating estrogen receptor binding 1 (gene greb1). The transcript has 31 exons. The record is from RefSeq and is a predicted model, not a curated record. Bases 95 to 5803 code for a protein of 1902 amino acids. Gene Ontology annotation, biological process: multicellular organism development. NCBI's taxonomy places the organism in Eukaryota, Metazoa, Chordata, Actinopteri, Siluriformes, Ictaluridae.